Molecule: messenger RNA, 3580 nt
Organism: Oncorhynchus gorbuscha (pink salmon)
Lineage: Eukaryota; Metazoa; Chordata; Actinopteri; Salmoniformes; Salmonidae
Gene: lyset
Product: transmembrane protein 251
Exons: 3
Coding region: 474-1064 (196 amino acids)
Source: RefSeq, a predicted model, not a curated record
UUGUGAACGAUCACCCAACUUGGAAUAUCAAGUCGGAAACAAUCUUUCAAGACUUUCCGACCUGAAGUCAGAAGUCCGAGAUUUCCGAGUGCCCAAUUGUCAUGAACGCGGCAUUAUCUCAUUUUCUAAUAUCCCUGGGCAGUCAUAUGACAAGGAAGAAAGGCAAUCGGUGUUGUUGUUGGUUUAUUAAAUGGCCUGGGGUUAUGAAAUAACAUGGAUUUAAAAUGAAAUCACAGCAAGUUGCCUCGUCAACGAAACUGUUUGUCAUGUAAAGAAAGGAACGUCAGCAUGAAGCAGAAAGAUUGAGACGAAAGCGGGGUACCGUUCGAGGUGCCACAACACGGAUUUUGAAUCAGAUUGAUGUGGAAAUAGCCCAGUCAAAUCCGGAUACCGCUCACUUGAGUACAUUGUUGGGAUUGCUAUCAGCUAAGGAGGACAGUUUGUUUGAACUUUAUCGUGGAAUUGAACAGUUAAUGCCAUUGAACGGAUUGGAGGCAAAGAUUGCAUGCACAAAGGAUUACAAAGAGCGCAUUAUCAUGCUGAAGAGCCAUGCACAACAAGUGAUGAAGAAGAAACAGAACGUCAAUCCACUACCAGCACGGGGAGGAGUAUGGAGAAUGAUGAACUUCCGUCAGCGGAUGGGAUGGAUCGGCGUGGGGCUGUACCUUCUGGCUAGCGUGGCUGUCGUCUACUAUGUCUUUGAGAUCGACCAGACAUACAACCGUCUCACCCUGGAGCACGUGGAGCGGGUGGCUCAGGAACAGCAACCUCUGCCAGGGGACAACACACCUCCCGCCGCAUCCUCUGGGCCCCCAUCCUCACUGCCCACGUGGACCCAGAGUCUCAAAACUCGCCUGCUCCUCUUGCCCUUCUGGGUGUGGGUCACCAUCUUCCUCAUGCCCUACCUUCAGGUGUUCCUCUUCCUCUACUCGUGCACGCGCGCUGACCCCAAGACGGUGGGCUACUGCAUCCUGCCCAUAUGCCUGGCGGUACUCUGCAACCGCCACCAGACCUUUGCCAAGGCGUCCAAUCAGAUCAGCCGGCUGCAGCUGAUUGACACCUAAAGUGUCCAACCGAUUUGAGAUGGUGGAUAAUAUGAGAGGCAGGGUGAGCAGCCUUAGUGCAUGCUGCACACAAUCUUGGCGGCGGCCUACUACUCUCAUACCUGAACUACAGGAUACUUAACACUCAACUAGUGCACUGUGUGAAGUGUUAAGCAUGCCAGGCAUCACUAGGCAAUUCACUUGGGGGUUUCGUGGUGGUUUUGUUGAUGUGUAUGUGUGCUGUUCUUGAGAUGAACAAUGGUACGCGUUUCACAACCCUUUGUAUUUGUGAUUUCUUACAUUCAACAAAGGCUGGACCAAAGGGGUGCCACGUGCUCCUGGGUAUCACCACAGUACCUGACUAUGAUACAGACACCAAUCAUUGAGGGUUUAUCCAUUCACUGCAAGGUCCCACUUUUUUGAGCAAAUAAUUCUGAGGAAAGUUUGGUUCAAUCAUCAUCCCAUAACUAUUACCACCCCACUGACUCGAAGUACGGUGAAAUAUCACGUGUCAACUAAUUUGUACAGACAGUUUUAGGAAUGUGAUGCCAUUUUAAAAAACUGUCUUAGUGGAUCAGUAGUGAUUCUUAGAUAAGUACUGCUGUGUUGUUUUGUUAUUGGUCUGAAUGUAUUUUGUAGUGUUAUUUACUGCUGUGUUGGCUCAGUAAUUUCCUUCUACAUAACAUGCUUUUUUGUCAUUCUAUUACUUGCAAUAUUUAGGAAGUGUUUCGGGGAUUUGUCAAUUGGUCAAUCUAUCCAGUAUUUGUCUAAGAUAAAUAUCUUGUGCCUUUUAGGACCCCCCCCACCCUCCAAGUAAAGUCAAAGAAAGUCCACACAAAGCACACGGACCAUGCUCUUGGAAAAAUACAGAUCUUCUACUACAGCCAUUGUUUGUCCUUAUGUGCCAUAAAGUGACAAAAACGUGACAUGAAAUUGUCAAUGUUUUUGCCUUUUUUAUGAGGAUCCCUGGUCCCUUUUUUGUAAGACAUGUAUGUGGAAAUGUGUUAUGUUCAAUGAGUUGUGGAAUCCUUCACAUGUAAGUUACGAGGAAAAUAUUCACUGCCAACAAAGAUCAUUUCCUAUUUUGAAAUGAGCAAUGGGACAAAUAUGGCUUUCCUAUAUUAUCUUAAAUAUGUCUUGGCUGUCUGUGCCACAUUAAUUUAUAUGGCAGGUAGUGUCCUUAAGCAUUUCUGCAAAAUACUCAUUUAAUUUGAACGUUGUUUUGAAAUAAUCUUUGGCUACUCUGUGUUGAUGGUGGAGGUCAACCUCCAUAUUUUUUAAUGUUUCCAAUUGAUUCGAGAUGGAAAAUUAAAUUUAAAUAGUCCAUCUACAUUAGCACAGUAAUGAAUGUGCAAAAGGUUUAUUUGACCUUCCUCCCAACACAGGGAAGUGGCAUGUGCUGUGUCGAGUGACCUGACCUAAAGGGAAUUGGGCUGGGUUGUGUUCAGUAAGGCACACAGAAAACAUGUUGAUACUCUUUGUAACAAAAAUGCAUUUGUCCAGGUAAUCCUUCCAUGCUUAUCAGUUCUGUUUGUUUCUUAUUGAACACAACCCUGAUUUUGUCCUUGACUAUACAGCAUGUCACUCAUUGCACAGAGGCCCAAGUGUAUGGGGUUUGUGCUCUUCCCUUGUCCUUGAUUAGUAAGAAACUCCCCUCACCUGGUUGUUUAGGGCUAAAUCGAAAGCAAAAAAACAGACUAGGCCCUCUAUGUAAUGAGUUUGACACCCCUACUAUAAAGCAGGGUUUCCCAAACUUUGUUCUGGGGUGCUUGUUUCUGGUUUUUGCCCUUGCACUACACAGCUGAUUCAAAUAAUCAAAGCUUGAUGAGUUGGUGAAUUCAAUCAUCGGUGUAGUGCUAGGGCAAAAAUGUGCACUGGGGGGCUGCUAUAAAGGAUAAUCUACUUGGGUUUUGGACUGGGUGUUUAGUGGCUCACAUUACAUUUUCACUGAACCCGUUUCAACUUCAUUCCUCUUUUUACUAUAUUGCACAACUUGGGUCCUCAGUUGUAGUGUCUACAAAGGGCCACGUUCAGUAGGCAUAAGAUGGAAGAAGCAUUUACAGAUGGAGUUACUACCUGAACUCAUAAUGCUCAUUUUGAUCCAUUUUUUCCCUACCGAAAGUACUAUUGGUUUUAAGCUACAACUGACUACAGUAACUGAAACCUCAAGCUAGCCAAUAACCUGAUUUGAUCAGUAAGUGUCAAGGUCAAAUCAUACAUUGUAGAAGCUUCCCUACUCAACCAGAGUUGUCCACCCUUGAUUCAACCUACACAAGUCCCAAAUGAUAGUUUGGACGUAGAGACACUGCCUGUCAUGGUUCCUCUAGGUUUUUUCUGUUUAUUAAAAAAAAAAGUGUUAAUGGGAAAGGAAUAGUCGUAUUAGAAAGAAAAAAAAUAUGGGCUUGUGUGGUCGGUCUAAAAGAAUGAGUGGCGAUUCACAUUGGUGCUUCUGAUUUUUAUUGCCUUUCAAAUCUAAAUGCACUGUGAUUAAAAUAAGGUCUGGAUUGUAAGAAAAUUAAACGUUAUGGGAAAAUGUC